Molecule: messenger RNA, 4722 nt
Organism: Callorhinchus milii (elephant shark)
Lineage: Eukaryota; Metazoa; Chordata; Chondrichthyes; Chimaeriformes; Callorhinchidae
Product: PR domain zinc finger protein 1
Exons: 5
Coding region: 133-2115 (660 amino acids)
Biological process (GO): cell fate commitment; regulation of transcription by RNA polymerase II
Cellular component (GO): cytoplasm; nucleus
Molecular function (GO): histone deacetylase binding; RNA polymerase II cis-regulatory region sequence-specific DNA binding; DNA-binding transcription repressor activity, RNA polymerase II-specific
Source: RefSeq, a predicted model, not a curated record
GCAAAGGAAUUGGUAACAGGCAGCGAGUGAGCGUGAAGAGAGCGCGAGAGAGAAAGAUAGCGAACCCAUCUCCUGCGAGCUCUCUGCACACUCCCACUCACUCACUUCAGAGCUUGGAGUUCAGGCAAACAGAUGGAGGAGAUCUAUUCAGCCGGACGGCUGCACCACUUUCUCGAUGGCUACAACAUUCACAAGAGUAACUGGAUGCGUUACGUGAACCCAGCGCGCUCGCCAGAGGAACAAAAUCUGGUGGCUUGCCAGAACGGGACCGACAUUUAUUUUUACACGGUGAAGCCCGUAGCCCCCAGCCGCGAGCUGCUCGUUUGGUACAGCCACGACUUUGCCGAUCGGCUCAGCUACCCACCAACCGGGGACCUGGUGAUGCUGAAACUCAAGCAAAACUUUGAGGGAUGUAAGGAUUUAGAGUCUGCAUCCAGUGGCCCGCUACCUCAACAAGGAGAAUACAGCAAAGACGGCGAAAAACAUGAUGCUAACAACACAAAGAACAGUGAAACCAAGAUCGACGUGGAGAUGAUUGAUCGAGACACACCACCUGACACUCCAGAUAACCAAAUAGUGGACUUCAGUAAAAAGCUUUACCCAGUCCCAGUGUCCAGACCACAGCCCGAAUAUAACGGUUCGAAGAUGGCUGGUGUUUGUGACAGUGGAUUGCCAUUUGGCCGAAGUACCUCACCACAUGGAAUCAGUCCAAACCAAAGAUCCAAGAGUCCAAGCGCUCAACUAAGCCCUCAGAUCCAUUCUCCAAACUCAACUACCUCAGCUCACAAAGGCAUCCAGCUUCAUAUGAAUGGGCAUUUCAGUAACGGAGAAAGCCUUGUGCCCUACCCAAUGUACUCACCUCCAAGCCACCUCCCACAUCAGUACAUGUACCCCUUCUCUCCCCUCUCGCCCCAUUACCCCAGGUAUCUUUUGCCCAAUUACUCACCUAUCAUUCACCCACUGAACAGACCAGUAGCGCUCAGCAGCCUCGGCCUUUUCGGCAGGAUGCCCCCAGUCUGUGGAAGCUUCCUGGGUGGUGACAGUCUCCCCCAUCCCAUUAUAAGCCCGACUGUUUUGCCCAUUCCUCCUCACAGUGAAGAAGGCCAAAGGUUAGCGGUUCCCGAGCAGGCAAGGGAGGUCCUCAUUCCUGCUCCUAACAGUGCUUUCUCCCUCGCAAGCCCGCCGGAGGGUUUGAAGGAAAGACCUCUCCGCAGCUCACCAAGCGGAGGCACCACCAUAACUUCCGAGCUGUUGGUGCAACCGAAAGCUACCUCAUGGCUUCGGAUGAAUGAGGAAGCAAUGAAUCUCAGCAAACCAAAGACCAUUCCAGCAAAUUACCCCGGCUACAAAUCUCUCCCUUACCCUCUGAAGAAGCAGAACGGAAAGAUCCAGUAUGAAUGCAACGUGUGUUUGAAGACCUUUGGACAACUGUCUAACCUCAAGGUACAUCUCAGAGUGCACAGCGGAGAGAGGCCCUUCUCCUGCCAAACCUGUAAUAAGACCUUCACCCAGCUGGCUCACCUACAGAAGCACUAUCUGGUCCACACGGGCGAGAAACCGCAUCAGUGUCAGGUCUGUCACAAGCGCUUCAGCAGCACGAGCAACCUGAAGACACACCUGAGGCUGCACUCGGGGGAGAAGCCCUAUCAGUGUAAGCAAUGCUCCACCAAGUUCACCCAGUUCGUCCACCUCAAGCUUCACCGGCGCUUACACAACAAGGAACGUCCACACAAGUGUCACUUCUGUCCAAAGAGCUACGUGCACCAUUGCAGUCUGACAAUCCAUCUCAAGGGCAACUGCUCCAUGAGCUCCACUGCUAGGUGGGCCCCAGACGACCUAAGCAGGAUCAAUCAGGAGAUCGACAGAUUCGAUGUGAGCGAGAACGCGGAGAGACUUGAGGAGAAUGCCACAAUGGCAGAGGUCGAUUUGGUGGCCGAGAAGCUUAUCAUUGGGGUCUUGGAGGAUAACAAGGAGGAGCAAAUCCGAGCAGCAUACCACAGUGCAGACACCCUGCCGUCCAUCAGCUUCCACCAGAGGAUCACAAAUCCACUGCUCUCUCACCACAACCCAUCGCCUCAUCUUCCCAUCAGAGUCAAGCAAGAGCUCAGUUUAUAACUCCAUGUGAGCCCACCAUUGUGUCUUGGGGGUGAAAUUAGUGAGUUCAAUACCAAACCAGACUGUCGAGGUUCCCCUACAGUCAGUCACACUGGAAGAACUGGAAGGGAACCCAGGUACUUUAAAGGAACGAGUUCAAAGAGUGCAUAUGGACGGAAGCCCCUUCCAACCCGUUGUAAUCAUCUGUCCUUCUGCGCCUGUCUUUUUAUUUGUGUUUUGAUCUUCCUCAGAGUGGCUUUGUCUGUAAACGCUGCUCACCUGUCGCUCUGCUUGUGUCUUGGUUCCCACCAGCUCUACUGUCAAUUCAGUGAAACCAAAAAACUCCCCAAAACAGACCCUUGGCAAGACACCCCCCACCCAAUCCCAAAGUGUUAAAGAUUCGUGGGGUCCAAUCCUGCAAUCAGAACUGAACGUGCAUCCACAAAGCUUUCUCAGGGUGUGUGAGACUAUUUAUGCAGCAAAGAAACAAAUUGUUCUAUAUUUUUUAUCUGCUAAUGGACAAUCAUAUAUGACUUUAUUCUUCUACAGGCUAUUUCUUAUUUAUUAAAAAAAAACUUGUUGAUUCAAAGGAAAAGUUCACAAAGACCAUUCUGUGGGGAUCGGUUGGUAGUCUCAGGCUGUGUCGGUGUUGGUGGGUGGGGGGGAAUUAUUGAAUUUUGUUGGAUUUUGGUGGUUGAUCAUCUAAAGAUAAGGUUAGAGAAUGGGCAAUUUGUAAUUUGAUGAGAGUCCAGGCGAUGAAAAGCACAUGGAUGGAGUCCACAAGACUGUCACCUCCCUCCCCGUGUCAAGUCAGAGACAUGCUUUGUUCCCAUGUUGAUUUGAACCAUAGGGUUAGUGGCCUUGGGAUGUGUUGCUCAUAGUGAUAUCACCAGAGGAAUGUAGCUCACUCCUCCAGUGAUGAGAGCAACAGUGUUUAUGAGAGAGGGGGGAUCUGUACAGUAUUGAGCACAGCAAGCUUCUUGAAGUUGGGAACAUUGAUGAACAGAAACAAGAGAGAUAUUCUGCUCUUCACUGAAGUAUAUUAGGGUUAGGGAAGAUAUCGCCUUUGGUAAGUUCAGAAGGAACGGGAUGAAAAUUUCAAAGAGCUUGCCAAAAAAUGUCAAUUUUUUUUUGCUUUUACGUUUUUGGGGAAUAAAAGCUCGGACAAGCUUAAAAAAAAACCCAAACGAAGCGUGGAUUUUUAGACACGUUGAAUGCUCAGUAAACUGAGUCUUAGUAUUUCUCCAAUAGACAUGUUGUCCUUUGACUGUGUUUUUGGUGGUUGUAAUUAGCUGAAUAGCAAAGUGUUGCUCAGGGCACAUACAGUAUAUUAUAUAUAAACUUUUUUUUAAAAAGCAAACCCUUGCAUAAAAAAAAUGCUACUUUUGCGAGGAUUCAAAAAAAAGUUAGUGUCUGUUUUUAAAAAUAAGUAGAAAGAUUCUAAAUUUCCAAAUUCUGUGAAACAUUUGCGGUACUCAGACUUACAAAGGUGGGGAAACUGAAUCGAGAGGGGGUGAUUGGGUUCCGUUUGUGGAGGAAAUUACCUCAUUACAUUAGUGUGUUUGCGCCACAUACACCCCCCCCCUCCCCCCACACACCUACCCCCUUUGAUCAAGAAUACAAUCCUCUUAUUUUAUAUUUGGUUGUGUUCAUACCGACAAACUCCCCCCAAAAAAAUCGGUCACUCACUUACAUGAUUGUUUGUGGGACACUGCUGUGUAUGUUGAGUCAUACACUGUGAGUGGCUUACAGGAGCCAGACUAGUUACAUGUCUGAAUCUUCCCAUCAGAGGCUGUUGGAGCCUAAAUCCUUGUUGAUAGUUUCUGUUCUUAAUACCUCCCAGGCUUUAAUACCACAAAUCCACUCGCUUUAAGAACUAUUAUCCUCAUGUACACCUUGCUGGUUCGCUGCACUUUUAAUGACUAUCUAUCUGCAAGCAGCUAAUAGCAAUUACCUAAAGCCUCCAAGCGUGGCGGAGCCCAGCUGGUCAGGCCGGGGUGAGGAAGCCACGUAGUCACGACCAGUGCCUCUCAGUCUCGGCAGCGGCAUUGAUUCUGGUUCCCAUCUCCAGCUCCGUCGAUCCGAGGCUCUCCUGACCAAAGACUCGGCCCGCUCCCGGCAGCAGUCGCUCGCUGGGACUCAACAAUCCCAUUUAUCCACGAGCCCUCAUUCUUCUCAAAUUCCAAAUGGUGGAAAGUCAGCAGGUUGGCGACAACUGACUGAACUGAGCAGAACAGGGCUAAAGCGAAUUUCGUCUCCACGGACUGUAUAACUCCCCACUACCCCCCAUCCCUGCCGCCCAUUUAUAACAAACCAAAUGUAUUCAAGCACUGUUCAGACCAAUUUUAGGAAUCAGGUGGUUCAAAGCCCGAAUAUUCAAGUAUUUCUCGGCUUUGGGUGAACCACAGGAUGAAAUUACAGGGAAUAUUGUACUGACAUACAAAUUGCACCAAAGUUACUGUUUUUAUUUCAACUUUAUAUGUUUGUGUUUAAGUGGACUUGUUUUUAUAGAAAGAAUUUUGUGAUGUUCUAUCUUAUGUUUACAUUUGCUGUUUACACUUUAUUUAUGUUCAAGAUGUAGCUAAUUAAUGUGACCUAAAUUAAACUCAUUUCUAUGUUUCAGUGAAA